Messenger RNA from Synchiropus splendidus (mandarinfish), 1569 nucleotides. RefSeq lists its product as uncharacterized. The coding region runs from base 85 to 765 and encodes 226 amino acids. NCBI's taxonomy places the organism in Eukaryota, Metazoa, Chordata, Actinopteri, Syngnathiformes, Callionymidae. The record is from RefSeq and is a predicted model, not a curated record. The transcript is spliced from 4 exons.
UGCGCUGUUCUAACCCCGGGAGUGGGCAUGAUCGUCUUCUUGACUGAGAGACUGCAGCUAAAAUCCUGAGCAGUGGGGGGCGGUAUGACCGCUGCAUGUGAGCCACAACUGACGAAGGCAGAGUCUCUGACAGACGUAGGGAGCUUCUGGUUGUCUGAGAUGCCGCUGUCUGUGGAGAACAUAGUGGGACUGGUUUCACAGGUGGUCAUCCUGUCCUUUAUCUUCUUCCUCAUCUUCAUCUACGUCUUCUCCAUGCUCAGCUGUUGUUGCAGCAUGUGUUGUGAGACUCCACCUAUGAGCUUGAAUCGGUGCUCCUGGCCAGUUGAGAAUUUAAGGGCCACCUACAUCAUCAACUCUGACGUCACCAUCGCUGAAGCGCAGCAGCAGGAGGAACCGCACAGAGAACCCCCACCCUCCUAUGACGAGUUGGAUUAUAGUUCUGAAACUGCCUCAGAGGACAUGUACCCAGACCGCCCUCCGCCAUACGCUGACCCCAACGCUCCUCAUAACGCUCCUCGUGACGCUUCUUCUGAUGCACCUCAUUCAGCCCCAAAAACAGAAGAGGAGGCUGGGAUGGGUGUGAUGCGUGAGGCAGGACAGGGGAAGGUGCUGGGUAAAACUAACUACAAAGGAAGAAACGUGCCAGAAGAGUCGGGGGAAGCUUCUCUGGCGACCUGGGAAACGUCGCGAGAUGUUGACUCACUGAGAAACGAAGCGCAAAGACAGUCGCAGACAAACCCACGACGAAAAGUAACACAAGUAUAGGAAAAGCAAUUCUGCUUGAUGGACUGACAAUUGGAACCCAGGAGGCUAGGUUGAACCAGUCAGCUAGGUCUGCAGAUCUCCCCUGGAGCAGGGUCGCUUCCCCAACAAAAAAGUGACAUAGUUUAGAGGUGUGCAAUUAAUACGUGACCCAUGGCCCCGUCCAAGCGGAAUGGUGGUCAUGCCCACACAAGUUCUGCGUCAGUCAGGCCUUUCAUCCUCACGGAUUCGAUACUUCAUCGGGGGCUGCAGAGUGACUGCAUUUUCUGUGUCUCCAUCUUCACAGCUGAUCCCCAACUUUCUGAAAAUGAUGGAAUCAUUGUCCCAUCUGCCUCGGCUCUCUCCCAGAAAAUCAUUGCUUCAAACUGUGCUGGCGAACGACAGAGUCGCGCUCAUUCAGAAGCAGCUAAUUGUUAGGCCAGUCAAGGCCCAAGUGUCGCAAGCUAGCGCCACAGCUGAGUCUUCUCCAGAGCGGUGCUGGCGCUUUGAUGAUGGUGUACCUGGUGAACUACUGCUGACUUGGCUCAUGUUUGGGACAAUAAGUCUCUGCUGUCUCUGACUUCUUCCGCUCACAAGCUACUUAUAAAUAACCAGGUCAUGAAGAGCUACCAACCAUGAAAAUGCAAAACGUGUAUUUAUUUAUAAAUACAGUGAGUGUUCUAUAUUGGUGGCUGAGGCACAAUAUGUAAAGCAUCUUCAAACUGCUGGAAUAAAACAAUGUCAAUAUCAAAAGAAAUGUAAUUAAACCAAAGCUACUUUGUGUUUAAUAAUAAAACAAAAGGGGUAUAUGGCUUUACAUUUCUGCAC